Messenger RNA from Conger conger (European conger), 3417 nucleotides. RefSeq names its product RAD50 interactor 1 (gene rint1). Gene Ontology annotation, biological process: regulation of ER to Golgi vesicle-mediated transport; endoplasmic reticulum to Golgi vesicle-mediated transport; retrograde vesicle-mediated transport, Golgi to endoplasmic reticulum. Gene Ontology annotation, cellular component: Dsl1/NZR complex. The transcript has 13 exons. Lineage: Eukaryota; Metazoa; Chordata; Actinopteri; Anguilliformes; Congridae. The record is from RefSeq and is a predicted model, not a curated record. Bases 73 to 2415 code for a protein of 780 amino acids.
UAUUUGCUUGUUAUUCGGUGUGUAUCCAGUAGGCAGAGCGCUAGAGCGCUUGUUGACGUGGAGAAGAGAAACAUGGCGGCGCCCAUGAGCGAACAGGUAGACGGCGGCGAUGCGUUGCUCACGCCAGUACUGUCAGACAGCGAUUCCGACCCGGUUUCAGAAGAUGGGAGACUACCGGAGUAUGUGGUUGAGCUGGUGGACGGGGAGAUCGGUGGGGACCUGAAAUCUCUGAAGAAAGUCGGCUCGCUUCUGGAGAAACUGACCGCGGAAAACAAGCUCCUAGAAGAACAGGUGUUGACGGUGUCCAGCUCAGUGCCGCUGCGUGUGUCUUCAGCGCUGGCGGGGGCAGAGCGGGCGUGGCAGGGGGCGGAGUCUCUGCUGCACAGGGAGAGGAUGCUGUCCAACACGCUGCAGCAGCACCUACAGGGGGCUCAGCCCUGGGCCGACGGGCUGGGGCAGGUCCUGGGGCAGCUCGACACCCUGCAGCGCCACGCCCAGUACCUGCAGUGCCUCGCCCGCAUCGAGGAGCUCAGUGACAGCAUCCAGCAGUGUCUGAUGGUGAACAGUGUGUGGGAGGCCGUGGGCGCGGUGGACAGCAUGGCCUCCCUGGCCCUGGGGCUGCAGGAGUCUGGCUGUGUGCACCUGCAGAGCUUCCUGAGGGAGACGCUGGCCUUCUGGCACAAGAUCCUCAAGGACCGGCUCGCUGGUGAUCUACAGGAAGUGCUGACUCAGCUGCAGUGGCCCUUCCUGUCUCCCCCGGUGGAUUCUCUGUCGCCCCCUGCCAACGCUCAGGAGCUCUGCAGCCAGCUGGAACUCCUCGUGCCCCAGCUCCUGUGUCUGCAGAGCUCGGAUGACCUCAUCUCAGAGAAGAAGCCACACCCCUCCAGGGCGGGCCUGCCUCCAGACACGCCCCUUUCGCUGCCAAUCCAGAUCAUGAUCCUCCCCCUCACCAAGAGGUUCCGCUACCACUUCACCGGGAACCGCCAAACCAACUCCCUCAACAAGCCCGAGUGGUACCUGACCCAGGUGCUCAUGUGGAUGGGGAACAACUCCAAGUUCAUGGAGGAGAAGAUUCAGCCCAUCCUGGACCGGGCUGAUGCCAAAAUCAACGCAAAGGUGGAGCUGUGCCGCGGGCUCCUCUCCCUGGCGCAGGAGAAGCUGGCCCACGAUGCACCGCGGCUGCUGUACGACGACGCUCUCUUCUGCCACCUGGUGGACGAGAUCCUGCAGUUCGAGCGGGAGCUGCGCACCACCCACGCGUAUCCCAGCAUGCUCCCCGGCACCCUGCACAUCCUGCUGGACGAGAGCGUCUUCCAGAAGUGGCUCACCGUGGAGCGCAAGAUGGCGGUGGAGAAGGUUGACGCCCUGCUGGCAGCAGAGGGCUCCUGGAGCUCUCAGUACAGGGACAUCAGCGACAUGGAUGAGAUGAAGGCACCCGAGUGUGCAGAGACCUUCAUGACCCUGCUGCUGGUCAUCACAGACCGGUACCGCUCUCUGCCCUGCUCCCGGGCCCAGCUCAGCUUCCUGGCGCUGCAGAGGGAGCUGGUGGACGACUUCCGGAUCCGGCUGACGCAGGUGAUGAAGGAGGAUUCCCGCUGUCCGCUGGGAUCCCGCUAUUGCGCCGUGCUCAACGCCACCAACUACGUCUCCACCGUGCUGGGGGACUGGGCAGACAACGUGUUCUUCCUGCAGCUGCAGGCGGCAGCGGUGUCCCUGGGGGGGGGCGAGUGGGGGGGCCUGGGCCCCACGGAGGCGGGGCGACUGGCCUCCCUGGAGGACUCGCUGUUCCAGGGCCUGCUGGGAUUGCUGGAGCGUCUGCGGGAGGACAUGCUGGGGCGCCUCCUGGAGGCCGUGAUGAGGGAGGUGCGCGAGAAGGGCCAGCCCUACGCCCGAGACAGGUGGCUGUCCCUCCCCUCGCAGACGGACCAGGCCACCAUGUCUCUCUCCAGCUCUGCGUGUCCCAUGAUGCUCUGCCUGCGGGACCGUCUGCUCCAGCUGCAGCAGCUGCUCUGUGUGCCGCUGUUCCUCAGCUGCUGGCAGAGCCUCGCCGAGCGACUGGACCGCUUCCUGUACCAGGACGUGAUCCUGUAUAACCACUUUAACGAGGGCGGGGCGGCUCAGCUGCAGUUUGACAUGGCGCGGAACCUCUUCCCCCUGUUCGGACACUACUGCAAGAGGCCAGAGAACUUCUUCAAACAUGUGAAGGAGGCCUGCAUCAUCCUGUCACUCAACGUUGGCUCCGCCCUCCUCCUGCGGGAGGUGCUGCAGCAGGCAGAGGAAGAGGAGGAGUCCGUGACCCCUGACCCCCAGCGCCCCACCCCCGAGUCCGCCCUCAAUGAGCUGGGAGUGUUCCGAUUGGCUCCCUGUGACGUGCGGAUCCUGCUGAGUCUGAGGGCCUCCUGGCCGGGCCAGUGACCCCCCCCCAGCGCAGGUCUGUGGGCCCGCUGUGACUGAAAUAGCAGCAGGUCACAUGACAGAGCGUUUUCCCGCUGAACGCUGUGUGUGUGAGACGCUCCUCGUGACCAGCAGCUGAAAUCACGUGUUUGAUUGGCUCUUACUGAAGAGACCAGACAGUGACAGGACGUGAGUUGCCGGCGAUGUCAUCCUUCUGUCCCACUGAGAACUGGGUGCUUUGUUCACGCAGCUGUUAUAUCCCAUAAUGCAGCAGCACUUCAUGCAAAUGGACAUAAAAGUAAAUACAGUGAAUAUGGUGAAUACGUGGCUGGAGUGUGUUUGUGUGAGUGUGCGCUUGUGUCUGUGUGUGUGUCUGUGUGUGUGUCUGUGUGAGUGUGUGUUCUCACUGUCCACGCAUUCCUUCUCCUAAUCACUUCGGGACGCAGACAGCCCUUAUCUUCCAUCCUCCCGAACACCGCGACAUGGCGGCUUAACAUUCCGCAGCGGGAUUCCAAGCCAAGGGCAGGCCAUUCCGCCAUCAUCCGGCGGUUUCCCCUCCGCUGUCCGCCAUGCGGUUCCUGACGCAGGUAGACUGCAGGUAACCCACUGACCACAGUGCUGUGCGAUGGAGGAUGACGUACCCCAGAACCCCUGCCACCACGCCGCCAAUUACCACCCCUAUAUCUGCCCCAAAGAAAGCGAUUCCUCUGUAUUACUGGAUAUGUUCUGUAUCAUAGUCUAGGAUUGGUUAUUUAAAGUCAGAUCAGCAUUUAAAUGAAUAUGUGAAUAGAUGUGUCAUAUGUAGCCCAGUUGUAAUGCUGUACGUCACAGUGGAUUUUGGACAAAUUGUUAAAAGUUUCCCUGAGUUUACAAUGAUCUAAGUGGACUGCGCAUAAUCUUCAGAUGUGUUUUGAAAGAAUCAGGUCUUUCAGUAGAGGACAGAAGAUUUGCACAAUAGACUUGUGUGGUUUCAUUUCAGAUCAUUGAAAUGUAAUAGAAUUAAUAAAGAGUACAUUUACGGUG